AUGGCACCUUCGAAUCUACCAGAGGCUAUACCAGCCAAGAUAUCUCUCGCCAAUCUUCAGAAUUGCUUUGCCAAUCUGCCGCCUUUUCUGUGUGCUUCGCUUGAUAGUCUGAAUACGCCGUCGCAAAAUGUCUUGAUCGAACUUUCGUAUGAUGAUUCCACUUCGGCUGGCGUAUCCGAGUCACCGGACUAUGUGAAAUCAAGAUCCGUCUUUCUUGGAUGGACAGGGCUGCAGAGCCGACAGAGAUCUCACCCAUCAGAGGAACAACAAAGGUUGGGGAGUGAAAGAAACCGCCCGAAUGCUAGAGAACCAUUUUGGGUGGACAUUGAUGCCGCAUUCGCUCAGACCUUGGGGCUUUCUGAAGGACAAGAGACCAAAAUCACAUUGCAUUUGGAAAGUCCCUCGGUUAGCGCCAUCAAUAUCGAGCCUCUUACGCCGGAGGACUGGGAGAUUAUCGAGCUUCACGCCAGCUUCUUGGAGUUGAAUUUGAUCAGACAAGUUCGCGCUUUGCCUAAUCCAGGUUACCAUCGCUCCGAUGGUGUUCGCCAUUCAGAUCAUCCAAUCACUCUCCAUCUAACCCCAACAACAACAGCAAAUAUCAGGGUCGUUUCUCUCCAACCCGAAACAGACUCACCAUAUGCUGAGCUGGACCCCAAUGCAGAAGUCAUUAUUGCACCAAAAUCAAGACAGGGGCCUUCUCGUAGUCACUCACGAGCAGGCAGCAAUGGCAGAGCUCGUGGAGCCCCCCAAAUCAAGCUAUUUCUCAGAGGAGUUAAUAGAGCACGCCGUCCAGAUUUAUUUAAUCGCCAACAAGAUGCGAAUGAGGGCCUGAAGGUCUAG
Molecule: messenger RNA, 840 nt
Organism: Fusarium mangiferae
Lineage: Eukaryota; Fungi; Ascomycota; Sordariomycetes; Hypocreales; Nectriaceae
Exons: 2
Coding region: 1-840 (279 amino acids)
Biological process (GO): peroxisome organization
Cellular component (GO): peroxisome
Molecular function (GO): ATP binding
Source: RefSeq, a predicted model, not a curated record